GUGGUAGAGGGCGAAAGAGAGAGAGAGAGAGGAGAAAAUGGACGGUAGAAAGAAAAAAACGACGGGCGAUGAAGAAGAAGUGGAACAACUGCUCCGAGCGGCUCAAGACGAGCUGCUCUUGAAGCUGUCCGUUGAUUCCCACAUGUCCCGCGUUUCACCUGAUUAUCUUGACUCCGAUCUCGACAGUCGAUUCGAAGCCCUCAGAUCCCGACCCUCUAGAUCGAAAUCGAAGUCGAGAUCGAAAUCGACAUCUCAAGCUGUGUCAUCGAAACCUAAACCACAACAGGAGCAGCAGCAGCAGCAGCAGAGUGAGGACGAUCUGUUCGCUAGAUUUUCUGCUCUCAAGGCCUCUCUGCCAUCGUCUUCCACCGUCGGAGUCCCUCCAGGUUCAGAUGGAAUCGGCGAUGAUAACGAAGAUGAAGUGGAUAAGGUGAUUCGGUGGGCCAUUGAUGCGGCUCGUCUUGAUCCUUCUUUACCGUCUGAUGAUGAUAAUUGCGAGAGCAACGAUGAUGAUUAUGAUAAGCAUUCCACCGAUGACGAUGAAGAUGGCGAAGAUACAGACGAUGAUGGUAAGCUAAAGAAAAAGAAAAAGAAAAAUGCCCAGCGCAAAUAGUACAGAAUUGUAUACAACUCACAUGAGAUUGAUUGAUACUUGGUUUGUGUUGGUCCAAUGUUGAGGAUUUUCAAAUAUCUGCAGCCCAGCCCUAAUGUUCCCUUGCGAAUCUGUUGCUUUUGUUCUUGGUAUUAUAUGGUGUACAUUGGAAAUGUUUGACACAUUGGCCAUUGCUAAAAUAUUGUGGUGAAGUGAGUAAAUUUUGAUAUUUUUCAUUAA
Molecule: messenger RNA, 832 nt
Organism: Tripterygium wilfordii
Lineage: Eukaryota; Viridiplantae; Streptophyta; Magnoliopsida; Celastrales; Celastraceae
Exons: 1
Coding region: 38-613 (191 amino acids)
Source: RefSeq, a predicted model, not a curated record